This is a messenger RNA of Schistosoma intercalatum, 1676 nucleotides long. NCBI's taxonomy places the organism in Eukaryota, Metazoa, Platyhelminthes, Trematoda, Strigeidida, Schistosomatidae. The record is from the annotation of a GenBank genome assembly.
UUUAUUUCGAAGGCGGCAGUACGAAUGACUCUCCAAAGUGGUAUUCACGCUGACCCAUAUGAAACAUCUAAACUAGCAGAUUGUAAAAGCCUUUCGUAUAGAGCCGUGAAGCUCAUCAUAGAUAAAGAAAAGAUAGUUUUACUUAUGAAAAUACCAUCUAAAGGUUCUUGGGAAGAUGAUUUUGAUGUUGCGAUGGGGAAGCUUUUAGAUGCCAGCUCUCCGUGUUAUGUGUUUUAUCGUCUCGAUUCCGUCAACUCUUUUGGAAGCGACUGGAUUUUUAUAUGUUAUGUUCCUGAAAGUUCUGACGUGCGUCUAAAAACGAUAUAUGCAGCCACUAAAGCAACUGUUCUUAAGCAGUUUGGAGAUAACUUAAUUAAGGAUGAUAUAACAAUAAAUUGUGUGGGUGAAAUGAACUUAAGGGCCUAUAAAAAAAUUAUGGAAAGUAAAACUGCACCUGGACCUUAUACUGAGGCUGAAAUUGAGGUGGCUGGCAUACACACAGGAGAAGUGACCACUGGACUGCAUUCCAGCUAUCAAACAAUCGGUGGUGUUUCAUUCGCGCUUAGUCCUGAUUCUCGCUCUGUGUUAAAGAAUUUUGGUUCGGGAGAGUGUGAUUACGUUCAGUUAAAAUGUGAUAUCCUUAGUGAAACUAUCAAAGUUUGCGGGACUCGUGAACAUAUUACGCCAAAACAAAUAGCAGAAAUUUGUCCAGAAAAAGAAGGUCGUUAUCAUCUUUUUCGUUUCCGUUAUAUGCUUGAAGGCGAGGAACAUUCUGCUACCUUUUUUAUUCAUACAAUUUCUGGCAAUCAAAGCCCAAUAAAAAGCCGAAUGUUGUAUUCUAGUUGCAAGGCAGCUUUACUAACUCGGUUGGAGCGUGAAUUUGGAAUAACCUUUGAUCAUAGAUUUGAAAUUGAUGAAAUCGAUGAACUAACUACACAAUAUUUAAUGGAUAUUUUAUAUCCUAAACAAGAAGAAAAACAGUUUAUAUUUCAAAAACCCCAAGGUCCUAUGGGACGCCGUCCUAGAACACAUAUACAUUAAUAUUUACUUUUGGAUUUUGUCAUUCAUAAUUAUAAAAUAUUCUUAUAAUUAUAACUGUUUUAUUGCCUUCUAUUUCAUGAAUUUCAUUGAUUUAUUCACUUCAGAAUAUAUUGAUAUACAUACUUUUUCGAUUUGAUCAUUAUCCAAUUUUUCAUUCUUAUAUUUCUGUUAAAGAGAAGGUGUAUGAAAGGAUUAAUUUUACUGCUGAAUCUGUACAUCGCAUAUAUACAUAUAUCGGUUUUGUUUCUACUGUACAACCAUAUACAUUUAUGAAAUCGUAUAGAGUGCCCUUAAUGAAAUUGGAUGAUUUCGGUAUAAAAAAAAUUCCUCUACAUAUAUCUCGUCUUAUCAUAUUGCCUUAAUAGAAAUGAGUGAAAUUCUACUCAAAUUUUUUCUUUCCAAUUCAUGUAAUAGUAUUAUCAAUGAACAGUCGAAAAUGUUCACCGAUGCAGUUCCUCAUAUAAUAGAUAUAUAUGUACUUUAUUUUCAUUCCUGAUUAUUUGUUUAGAUACAGCUGUUGUCUUGGCUAUUUUCCUUUUUGUUCUAUUUUUCUUUUAUAAAAACUUCCUGUCUAUCACUUUGUAUAAUGUAUGCAUUGAUUUUAUUACAUAUAUAUACAUUAUGUUCAGCACAGA